Cadophora gregata is the source of this 3591-nucleotide messenger RNA. RefSeq lists its product as uncharacterized. The coding region runs from base 1 to 3591 and encodes 1196 amino acids. The record is from RefSeq and is a predicted model, not a curated record. The transcript is spliced from 3 exons. Gene Ontology annotation, molecular function: DNA binding; ATP binding; chromatin binding. Lineage: Eukaryota; Fungi; Ascomycota; Leotiomycetes; Helotiales; Ploettnerulaceae. Gene Ontology annotation, cellular component: nucleus.
AUGGCUUCUGUGGAUGCUGCGACCGCACCAAGCGGAGGAGAUGCGAAGAGGCAAAGGACGGCAAAUGGGUACAAGUCUGCUUCCAAUUCGGAGCACAAUACCAAUGCCUACAAUUCCGACAAUGACAGCGGCGAUGAUCUGUUUGCACAUUAUGUCCCCGAUACACCGACCAAUAAUACCUACCAAACUCAGCCCACACAGAUUGUUGACCGCCCAUCACUCGCACAGUCUGCUUCAAGCCCACCUGGGACGCCCCAGAAUAUCGUUCAGGUUCCAGCUUCCUCUCCAUUCACUGGACGAGACUCAGAGGGGUCACGGUCUGUGUACUUUGGCGGAAGCUCGCAGCUUGAGAAGCCUCCUCCUUUACCGAGACCGAACUUGGCUCAGGGUAUGGCGCCUGCUGGUACGGUUUACAAAGCCCCUACUGGCAUAGUCACGAAAGCUCCUCCAAAGAAGACAGUCAUUACAAUAGACGACGACGACGAUGACGGACCAAAGUUCCAGGGAGCUAGCUCCGACGACGAUGUAUCAAUGCAGAGUGCGAACAUUAAACCCACUACAUUUGUGUCGAACAGCACUCACAGCUCCUUUGGCAAUUCCGCUCCCAACGGGCAUCCGAAGACUGCAAAUAGAACUGCCAGUUUCCAAGAUGUUAUUAGGAAUUCUGGUUACCAGCCUCUUAUCCCAGGAAGAAAAGCUCAAACACAGACGCGACCUGACCGAGCAAGACCUGUCCAGGACAUGACUGCAGAGAUGAUUGAGGCGAAUCUUCGAGCGUCUAUAGUCAGACUGCGCAAUAUGUUCCCUGAUUUGUCUAUCUUAAAUGCACACAAUCUGUUGGUUAGGGCCAAAGGCAACCUCAAUGAUGCUGCGGAUCUACACGUAGGCGAAAAACAGGAACGAACGCCCAAGCGUACAACCAUCUCCAUUUCGGACGAUGAGAUUGAGAGCCCUCAACAGGCAGAGCCUCAAUUCAAGAGGACUCUUGCUGCACCUACACAAUCUCUCAGAGAUAAGUACUCCUCGACACAGGCUAUGCCACAGAGAAGCCCUGCUACUAUUGCAACCCCUCCACCAAAGCCAAAGAGAAAACUUGUGAAGGGUCGCCGAAAUGCAUCUUCUCCCGCCGUGGCUCCUAUGUCAUCGCCUCUCAAACAACAACAGUCUCCUGCUCUAGCUGAAUUUGAUGACUACGACUCAGAUUCUGGUGUUGCUUCUGAGUCAGAGGAGGAUCCGGAACUCGAAGGCCGGGUGUUGAAAUAUUUCAAUAAUUGCAAAGCAACCGAUCUUGUAGAGCUUACCAGCAUUACCAAAGAGAUUGCCGAGGUCAUGCUUGCUGCUCGCCCCUUCAAGACUCUCAAUGCUGCUAGGACUGUUGAGAACACGAAAGCAACGAAGAGCGGGAAGAAGAGUAAUCGGGCCCCUGUCGGCGAAAAAAUCGUUCAAACCGCACUCGAGAUGUUUCAGGGGUAUGAAGCUAUUGACACGCUGGUUGCGAGAUGCGGAGACUUGGGCAAGCCUUUGGCGGAGGAGAUGUCAAGGUGGGGAUUUGAUGUUUUUGGUGCCUCGAAAACGGGGGAGCUCGAGAUGACUUCGCUUGAAGAUGAUGCAGAAUCUCAACGUGAUUCCGGAAUUGGUUCUCCAAGCAGUGCAGCUGCAUCUAACAAUGGAGAUGAUGAUAUCAAGAUUGUUAGUAGCACACGAAAGCGAGGCAACGUCCAGUUUCUGAAGAAGCCAGAGAUGAUGGCUGAGGAUUGCGUACUGAAAGACUAUCAGGUUGUAGGGCUCAACUGGUUGGCUUUGAUGUAUAGACACAAGUUGAGCUGCAUUUUGGCUGAUGAGAUGGGUCUGGGAAAGACGUGUCAAGUCAUCGCAUUUUUGACGCAUCUUGUUGAGACUGGUCAUCCUGGGCCCCAUUUGGUUGUUUGCCCUGGUUCAACUUUGGAGAACUGGCUGCGAGAGUUCCAGAGAUUCUCCCCACAACUGGCCAUCGAACCCUACCACGGUCCUCAAAAGGAACGGACAGAGAUGGCAAUGCAGAUUCUAGACAACCGGGACACCAUUAACGUUGUCGUUACGACAUAUGAUAUGGCAGCCAAGAAGGAAGACAACAAGUUCAUGAAAAGACUGCGACCAGACGUCUGUGUAUACGACGAAGGACACAUGCUGAAGAAUGUCAAAUCUCAGAGAUACCAAGGACUUGUCAAAAUUCCUGCGAAUUUCAGACUGCUCCUCACUGGAACCCCUCUACAAAACAAUCUCCAGGAACUGGCCGCCCUUCUUGCAUUCAUCCUCCCAGACGUUUUCAAAGAACUGGAAGAAGAUUUGAAUUAUAUCUUUAAGGCAAAGGCUAGUACGUCUGAUGCAGAUCACGCAGCUCUGCUUUCCGCACAACGAAUUGCCAGAGCCAGAUCUAUGCUCACGCCCUUCGUCCUCCGCCGCAAGAAGGCACAGGUAUUGAAGCAUCUUCCUGCAAAGCUUUGCCGCGUUCAGUAUUGCGAGUUACAUGAGUCCCAGAAGGGUGUCUACAAUGGCCACAUCGAUGCUGCUCGUGAGCGUGCCCGGGCUCGUCUCGAAGGUGUCAAGGCACCAAAGACCGAGGAGAACAACCCUUUGAUGCAGCUUCGCAAAGCAGCAAUUCAUCCAUUGCUUUUUCGUCGCCAUUUCACAGACGAGAAGAUUGAAAAGAUGGCUGAUAUUCUGCGGAAGAAGGACCCAGUCAACUUUCCAUCCUCCCACAAGCGAGCUCAUUUGAUUGAUGAGAUGCACAAGGGUUCUGAUUUCUGGCUCCACCAAUGGUGUUUGGACUACCCAUGCAUUCGAUCAUUUGAUAUUCCAAACUUGGCGUGGAUGGAUUCUGGCAAGGUUGAGACUAUGAUUGAGCUAGUCAAGGGCUAUAAGAAGAAUGGGGAUCGGGUCCUCAUCUUCUCACAGUUUGCGCUUGUUCUGGAUAUCCUUGAGGCGGUCAUGAACACGUCAUCAAUCGUGUACACCCGUAUAGAUGGAAGCACCAAGAUUGAGGAGCGUCAGCCGCUCAUCGAUGCAUUCAAAGAGGACGAGAGUAUCACUGCCUUCCUACUUACCACGAAGGCUGGCGGUACAGGUAUCAACUUGAUGUACGCCAACAAGGUCAUUAUCUUCGAUGGCAGCUUCAAUCCCCAGGAUGAUCGCCAAGCCGAAAAUAGAGCUCAUCGCGUCGGGCAAGUGAGAGAGGUUGAAGUGGUUCGACUGGUCACAAGGGGCACUGUCGAAGAAGCUAUCUAUGCUUUAGGACAGAGCAAGCUGACUCUUGAUGGCCGUGUCGCUGGUGAUAGUGAGGACGGCAGCAAAGCCGAAGAGGCUGGUGAGAAGGCUGUAGCAAGAAUGCUUCUCGAGGGUACUGGCACAGGAACUAGCGAGGAAGAAAUCAAAAAGGUGCAGGGGGUGGAGCCGAAGGUCAAGAAGGACGAGAAACUUCCGCAGAGGAAAAAGUCGUCUAUAAUGGACAUGUUGACUAAAGCCGGCGGAAAGGGCGGUGCAGAGGAGAGUAAAAGAGGGUCUCAGAAGAAGACUGAGAAUAUUCUGGAGGACGAGGAAGAAAUACUUCUUUGA